Molecule: messenger RNA, 1707 nt
Organism: Panicum hallii
Lineage: Eukaryota; Viridiplantae; Streptophyta; Magnoliopsida; Poales; Poaceae
Product: RHOMBOID-like protein 2
Exons: 3
Coding region: 242-1405 (387 amino acids)
Biological process (GO): proteolysis
Cellular component (GO): membrane
Molecular function (GO): serine-type endopeptidase activity
Source: RefSeq, a predicted model, not a curated record
AGCAAAGCAAACCAAGCAAGCAAAGAUAAGCACAAGCCCUGCCCUGCCCUCUGCCCGCGCGCUCACCACCUGCUCAGCUGUUCCUCUUCUGCUCGCCGGCACGCCACCUCCCCCUGGCCUUGCUACAUACAGACUUGCAUUAUCCUCUCUUCUCCUCUGUUCCCCCGGCCUGCGUGCCUGCCUCUCCGAUCCCUCCACCGCUGACCGCCCCCAAUCAUAUCAUCAUACCAGUUCGAGUUCGAUGACGAAGCCCGCCGCCGGCGCCCAGGCGGCGGAGGACGUCCAGGUGCUGGUCGAGCGGCCCUACUCCCACGAGGGGCCCCACCACCCCAGGCCGCCGCCGCAGCAGCUCAUCAGGGCGCGGCGCCCCUACUACCGCCGCUGGUCCCCCUGGAUCGUCUCCGCCGCCACCGCCGCCUGCGUCGCGCUCUUCCUCGUCACCAUGUACGUCAACGACUGCCCGAGGCACAACACCAACUGCGCCGCCGGCUUCCUCGGCCGAUUCGCCUUCCAGCCGCUCAGGGAGAACCCGCUACUCGGCCCAUCAUCCGCAACGUUGGUGAAGAUGGGUGCUCUGGAUGUGUCCAAGGUUGUCCAUGGUCGGCAGGGGUGGCGCUUGCUCACGUGCAUGUGGCUUCACGCCGGGGUUGUCCAUCUGCUCAUCAACAUGCUCUGCCUCCUCUUCAUCGGCAUACGACUCGAGCAGGAAUUCGGGUUUGUGAGGAUCGGGGCGGUGUACCUCAUCUCCGGCUUCGGGGGGAGCCUGAUGUCGGCGCUGUUCAUCCGGUCCAGCGUCUCCGUGGGCGCCUCGGGCGCCCUCUUCGGCCUCAUCGGCUCCAUGCUGUCGGAGCUGAUCACCAACUGGUCGCUGUACGCGAACAAGGUGGCGGCGCUGGUGUCGCUGGUGGCGGUGAUCGCGGUGAACCUGGCGCUGGGGGUCCUCCCCCGGGUGGACAACUUCGCCCACAUCGGCGGCCUCCUCUCCGGCUUCCUCCUCGGCUUCGUCUUCUUCAUCCGCCCGCAGUUCGCAUGGCUCAAUAACCAGAACCAGAGGAGGGUAGCAGCCGGAGCACCACCACCAGCAGCUCGUCGCCGGAAGCACAAGACGUACCAGUACGUGCUGUGGGUGGCCGCCGCCGCGCUGCUCGUCGCCGGCUUCACGGCGGCGGCGGUGCUGCUGUUCCGGGGCUACGACGCCAACCAGCACUGCUCCUGGUGCCACUACCUGAGCUGCGUCCCCACCAGGAGGUGGAAGUGCGACUCGUCGCCGACCAUCUGCACGGCCACGCAGCAGGAGGACACGCUCAGCCUCCUCUGCGAGGGCUCCGGCAGGAACCGGACCUACGUCAUCGCCCGCGCGUCGCAGGACCGGAUCAACGACCUAUGCAACCAGCUAUGCACCUAGUAGGUUGCCACACUAGCCUAGCCUAGCCUACCAGGAUAGGUUUGGAUGUACAAUACCAUACAUUUGUCAUUCUUUGUGUACAAACAAUACAUGAAUGGGGAGAGAGAGAGAGAGAGAGAGAGAGAGAGAUGCAGAGCAUUUGAGCAUUGCCAUCUCCAUUCCAUGGGUGCCUUGCACACCUCAUGUCACUUCUUCACAUCCAUAAGCAUUGACUCGAAGAAGAAGAAGAUCCAACAAAGGAAGCAGAAGCUCAAAGCAAACUAUACGGGCCCAUAGAUAGUAUGUUGUUGAAUUUUUUUAAA